UCCGUUGAAAAGAGUGAGGUGGGGGGAAAAGCACGUCAAGCGCUCUAGACGGCUCGAAUGAUCACAGCGUGUGCUGGUGCAUUUCAUUUAGCUCAACCGGAGAAGUUACUCGUUUAGAGCGGCGGAGCAAACGAAUGAGAUUUCAACCGACUGGGGCACUGUGAGCGGACCGGACCGGGCAGCACAUCUCUCUCAUCCCGUUUCUCUUCAGCAGACUGAUAAGGAGACCCAGAUGGACAACAGGAACACGUCUGAUGACAAGCCCGUUCAGCGUUCUAAGUCUUUCAGUUUCAAGACCCAGAAGGAGACGUGUGCAUCAUGUGAGAAGACCGUAUAUCCGAUGGAGAGAUUGGUGGCCGACAACCUCAUCUUCCACAACACGUGCUUCUGCUGCAAGCAUUGCAACACCAAACUCAGCCUGGGGUCGUAUGCAGCGCUGCAGGGGGAGUUCUACUGCAAACCACACUUCCAGCAGCUCUUCAAGAGUAAAGGGAACUACGACGAGGGCUUCGGACGCAAGCAGCACAAGGAGCGCUGGGCCUCCAAGGAUGCGGAGAGCAUCACCAAGACGGCAUAAUCCUCAGUGAUUUCCAAAGCACCUUUCCCCUUCACUGGCCAAUGAUGAUGAGCCUUUAUAUACUCUGCCCACGUCAAUACACACAUGCAUCCACACAAACACACUUACACGCUCAUUUUGAGCACACAAGCAAAUGAGCCAGGCUUCUCAUUAUAUAACAACACAAUCACAGAUAUACCACAAUGUGAUAGGGUUGAUUACCUUCCCUUUUUUUAUUGUUCUUUGUUAGUUUUUAUUCAUUUUAUUUUGUCCUUCCACCCUUCCUUCUCCGCUUUUCUUUUAAAAUAGUUAUUUAGCUUUAGAAAAUGUCAUUUAGUGUUUUUGUUGUGGAGUGAACAGUUAGUUGAUUGUGACCAAAAUCUUUGUAUCCCUAUAGGUGGGAUGAUUCACUUAUUAGCAUCAUUACGAUCCUGUCUGGCAGUACUAGUAGCGGUUGAUUUCGUUGGUUUUCCGUUGUGAACGUUUUCAAGAUGUUUAGAUCGGUGGUUCUCAACUCCAAUCCUCCAGGCCCACUGCUCUGCACACUUUGUGUGUUUCUGAAUCUGACCCACUCCGUUCAGUUCAUGUGUCUUUCUUCUAACAAGAUGAUGAUCUGAAUCAGGUGCGUUAAAUGAGGGAGACAUACAAAAUGUGCAGAGCAGUGGGCCUUGAGGACUGGAGUUGAGAACCACUGGUUUAGAUUAUACACUCAGGUAAAGAUUCUGGGUUGUUGCAUCAAAAUUAUUCAGCAAUCUUUUUAUGUACAUAGUGAUCGUAAAUGUUUAGUUUUAUGGUUGAUAUUUGUCCCUCACUUCAGUUACAGCAGUCAAACUAAAAUGGCUUAAGUGUUCCUUAAAAUAGGAACUGUCUGCUUUGCUGGCGCAGGGUAUUUUAUCUGUGAAUCUACAGGGUACACUGUACUGUAAAGAACUCACUUGACAUCCCCUUUUUUCAUUCAUUUUAUCUUUUGACAUUAAGAACUGGUAUUUGACAGAUCCUGUAAAACAGGCCUCUGUCAUCCAUUCUUAAGCAUGGGUGUAUUUUACCAAAUGUAGUUGUAAACACAAUAUAGUAGUUUAUAUCCCCUUUAUUGAAUAUUAACCACUCUGAGUUUGAGAUUUAGACUUGGACACAGUCUUACAUCAAGCAUCUUUUCUGGCGCCCUCUAGUGUUUUGGAUGACGUUCCUUAUUUGACUUAACUUUGGUUAUUCUAUGCCAUCUAUUGAUGCCAUCUAGUGAUAUCAUUUUAUCAAACAUAAAUAUUCCUUACGUCUUAUUUUAGUCUCGUUUUAGCUUUUUUUCAGCAGAAUGCACAUUGUUUUGUUUUUUAAUAAUUUGUUUUAAUAUUGUUGCUCAGUGAUUUCUUGCAAAGGCAUUUGUACGUAAGUACCACUAAGCGGAGUGAAUGUACUGUGAUGCACUGUACUGUACUUAUGCCUUGCUGCAUGGGACCAAGCUUGUACGACAAAUUAAGAUAUUCACAGGGAACUAGGUCUCAGAGGAAAUGACAUUUAUGAUGCUUCGCACCAUUGCCUUUCCACCCCCCCUCUCCACCACUUCCUGUCGUCGCAUAGUUUUUUGGCUGUUUCCUGUGGGCUUCUCUGUGACAGGGUUUUGUGGGACUUCGAGUGCAUACGUAGCCGUGUGACUCAGAAGCAUUGCUCAGGAAUAUAGAUGGGUCACAAUGAUCCAACAGUGUCACCCCUAGUGUUCAUUGUUCACUAAACAAGUCAUUUCUACACUCUAAAUUGACAGUCAGCAGGUGGGGUUUGAGCAGGAAGGGGUGCUGUACGUCUAAAUGAACACUUCCAUCCCAGGUCUGAUAUGCACAUGUCAGCGUGAAACUGUGACUUGUGAAUUGUCACUGUGGCCAUAAGCUGUGACCUCUCCAGUGCUUCAUGUAUUUGUGUACAAACGUCAUUUAAUGCCAUCAUGUCACUUCUUUUAAUGAAUGAAAUGCCUAUGUGUUUUAAUACAGUUGCUUUUUGGUUUUUAAUAGUGUAAUACGGUAAAGCUAUUCUGAUGUCUGUAUUUGUUAAAUGCCGUAGGUAGUUUUGCCUUUAGUUUUAGGGCCAUGAUGUAGUGGCUUGUUGUGUUUGCAAAUGUCUCGUCUGCCUUUCAGUGCAAUGGCCUUUUGUUUGUACGUUGAGGAAAUUCUCCAUUUAGACUUUCUAAGCCAUUGAAAAUCAUCCAAAUAUUUUCAGCAACUUGAACGCCGCAAAAGUCCCCGUGUAUGUAUAUAUUUAAGAUGACUGUGAAAUUGAAAUGCAUUGCGAGGUACAGAUGAAUUAUCGAAAGCUCUUGGCGUGAACGGAAAUUAUAUUUUAAUAUUAAGCCUUAACAUUUUAGUUGCAUUUUCAGUUGAGUUUCUUUUCAGCUACUCUCUGAGUUUUCCUCAAAUCAUUACCUUUCAAUCGACUUUCUCACUUCUUUCAAAAUGUUGAACCUGUAUAUGAUUUGGUCUUCUUUUCUUUUCUGUCCAAAUGUGAUUUUGAUUUCGGAACAAACUUUCCACAGACACAAAUCACUGUGUUUACACCAAUUGUUAAGUGUUUGCACGCAGUGCGCCAAGGUACAAAUGACACAAUAUCUUGCAAACGCUCACUGUCUUUUAUAAACUACAGAACAAACCGGAAAAAGGUACGCUCUCUGCUCUUUUCUGAUGGAUUUGUAGUUCUUGAAAUGUGUGAGUGUGUCUUUGUAAAUGUAUGGAUAUUUAAGGUUGCAAAAGAUUAUUUUUAAAUGCUGUUGACUCUGUCCGCAUGCGUUGAGUUGAGCGAGAGGAGAUAAAUGUACGCAAAGUGUAUUACUCUAUAUCUAAAACUUGAUCAGUGGAACAAGGUGGCCUUAAUGCAGAAGGAGGUCUUGGCUCUUUACGUGUCUCUUUUGUCCCCCUUCAGGUUCAUUUUUGUCUGAGUACUUUUAUCAGCCCUCCAGUUCAACUGCUACAAGAAUUUAUAAUAAAAUGUGAUUUGCUUUCUUUCA
Molecule: messenger RNA, 3542 nt
Organism: Labeo rohita (rohu)
Lineage: Eukaryota; Metazoa; Chordata; Actinopteri; Cypriniformes; Cyprinidae
Gene: limd2
Product: LIM domain containing 2
Exons: 4
Coding region: 233-577 (114 amino acids)
Biological process (GO): actin filament bundle assembly
Cellular component (GO): actin cytoskeleton; plasma membrane
Molecular function (GO): actin filament binding
Source: RefSeq, a predicted model, not a curated record